AUGGCUACAACGACUGCAAUAAAAAUUCAGGAGUGCUUUGCUGUGAAUAAACCUGAGACAGAAUAUGGCCCCAAGAUUCCUGCUUUUGAAACAGGCCCAUCCAAGCUGGACCUGCUGCCUCAUUGGUGCAGUGGUGGAGAGAAAAAAAGCAUUAAAGACCUGAAUGUUGUGCUAUCAACAACAGUGAACGUUGAUGGGCACGUGCUGGCAGUGUCUGACAACAUGUUUGUUCACAACAACUCCAAGCACGGACGGAGAGCGAGGAGACUUGACCCCUCAGAAGCCACCCCCUGCAUCAAAGCCAUCAGCCCCAGCGAAGGGUGGACCACGGGCGGGGCCAUGGUCAUCAUCAUCGGGGACAACUUCUUCGAUGGGCUGCAGGUCGUCUUUGGGACCAUGCUGGUGUGGAGUGAGCUCAUCACCCCUCACGCCAUCCGAGUCCAGACGCCUCCCCGGCACAUUCCCGGCGUGGUCGAAGUGACAUUAUCCUACAAAUCCAAACAGUUCUGCAAAGGUGCACCAGGCAGGUUUAUUUACACAGUUAGAAUUUUCCCAAAAGUGGAAAAAUUUGAAUGGAAAUCUGACAGCUCAGGACUUGUAGAAAGAGUCGAUGAUAUGCGAAGAUCCUGGCGGAUUCAUGGAUGUAUUUGGAAUUGUUCCGCAGGUUAUAUCCGGAACACCAGCAGCAUCUCCCCCCGGGGUUACUCCUCCAGCUCCACCCCCCAGCAGUCCAACUACAGCACCUCCAGCAACAGCAUGAACGGCUACAGCAACGUGCCCAUGGGCAACCUGGGCGUGCCGGGCUCGCCGGGCUUCAUCAACGGCUCUCCCACGGGCUCGCCCUACGGAUUGAUGUCCUCCAGCCCCACCGUUGGCUCCUCCAGCACUUCUUCCAUCCUUCCCUUCUCCUCCUCCGUCUUUCCCGCUGUCAAACAGAAGAGUGCCUUCGCUCCUGUCAUCAGACCCCAAGGGUCUCCUUCCCCUGCCUGCUCCAGUGGCAAUGGAAAUGGGUUUAGAGCCAUGACUGGUCUUGUCGUUCCCCCGAUGUAAGGAAGGGGCAGCUUUGCCUCCUCUCCCUCUUCCCUUUUUUCCCUCUUUUUUUUUUUUAUUUCAUUUUUCUUUUACAGCACAAAACUACUUAUUGUGAUGGACCACUAAAAUGAAAAAAAAAUAGCACUACAAGCUCUUUUUUUGAAGGGAAAGCCAGGCCCAGGAAAAACAAACAAACAAACAAACAAAAAAUGAACCAACAAAAAAAAAGGAACAUUUUUUAUGGAUUGGACAAGACAGAAAUCUGCAUCUUUUACCUGUUUAACGUUUCUGACACAACCACAUCAACUCUUCAAACGUUGUGAAGGAAGAAUCAGCCAGAGCCAGGAUGAACAAGAGUCAGCAGAACGGAAUCAGAAAUGCAAAGUCUUUCCUGGAAGACACAAAAACCUUCCUGAGAUUUGUAAAAUAUUCAAAGGAAAAAAAAAAAAAAAAAAAAAAAAAAAAAAAAAAAAAAAAAAAAAAAAAAAAAAAAAAUUGGCAAAAAAACACGAUUCAAGCUUGAUAUUUUGGAUACAAUUUGUUUUACUUUGUAGGGGUAAAAAGCUGAAGUUUCUAUUUUCUAUGGAGCCUUUCAGAUAUCGAUUUAGUUUAUGCAGAAAAAAAAAACAAACAAUUCAACAAAACAGGGUACCAGCAUGAAAGAAUUUCUAGGACAAACUGACAUGAAUGAUGGAACUUUGGUGUAUGUGUGUAUUUGCUUAUAGUUUAACCUCUUUAAAAAAAAAUGUAAGAUGUUUUACAAUUAUUUAAAUAAAUAAACUUGUAACUUAUUGUAUGUAGAGGUAGAAAUUAAAACCCUUUUUUUGGAUUUUUUUCCUCCAGCUGUACAAUGAAGAAAGAUGAUGCAAAAAUGUAGUGAUAAGUUUGAGAUAUUAUUAUUACUGCUGCAACUGCUCCUCACUUUUUUCCCCCCCUUCUUACUGAAUUCAUGUGCAAGGAUGUAUAGGAUUCUUUCUGAUGAACAAAAACCAUCACAGACUUUUGUGGUUUUAAUCCAUGUAUGAAUUUUUCCCCCUCUUCAUCUUCCCCCCCCAACACCUUGUGAUUUUUUUGUCUCAAUUAAAAAAAUAUUCAGGUACUGAGAUGAACUGCUAAAAAGUCUCAAAGCCCCAACUGGUGAGCGAGUGGCACUUUGGGAUUUGAGUGGAUCGGGUUUUUUCAUGAGGUACUGAGAUUAUUUUAGAGAUUCAAUGUAUGAAUUUAGGAGGGAAAGGGUUCUCCGGGGUUUUCCAUGUAGUUAGAACACCUUAAGUUCAGUUAUACUUCAUAUUAAAGGGUGCAUUUAUCAAGGGUGAAUAUGUAUUUGAAUAAUAUAUGCACUUUUAUCCUGAGUCAUUAAAAAUGGUAAGUAUUUUCCAGUUAUAUAUUGAAGUUCAUAGAGGUAAUCGAUUGCUUUGGAUUUUUCUGCAUUUUAGGGUUAAAAAAAAAAACCAAACACAACACAAGUUUAGUUCUCCUUUGCAUCUCCUCUCCUGAAAUUGGAAGGUGAGAACCAGCCUGAUAAAAUAAAUCACUGCUUAUCUGACUAAACCACUCAAAAGCACUGGAUUGUUGGAAAGCCAUUUUUAGUGGAGGAAAAAAAAUGAGUUCCACUGCAGAGACCCCAUCAAAACCCCACAGUUCCCAUGGAGAGCUGUCCCUAUGGAAAUGCCUGGAUGUCAAUAAAUAAAUCUUCAUAUGGCCCCUUGAACCUGUACUUGUCCAUGUGCCCAGUAGUUUUAGGGAUGGGUGAGGAAAACUGUGUCCUUGGUGAUCCUUAGCUGUGGUAGAAGAUGUUCUGGACGUGGGAUGGUGGAGCUGGGACAACUUGGAACUCCCUUUCCCAGGGGUCAGCUGAUGGCAGAAAUGGAUUUAAUGGAUUUAAAUGGAUUUAGGAAGCACAGGAUGGGUUUCUUAACCAGAGACAAACUGGGCUGCUCUGCUCACUCCUGAAGAUGUUCCACUUGUUGGGAAGGAAUUUUCUAUCCCUGGCUGGGCUGGGAGGUUUGGGGGGGUCUUCCUGAGGUGCCUUCUCAGUGCUGUUAUAUUCCAUUUUAAAAGGGGGCAGCGGGUUUAUUGUCUUCUAAAACCCAAGGCCUGGUCUAUGAUAUCAGAUGAGAAGGGAUUUUAGGGAGGUUUGGUGGGAAUAAUGUGUUUUUAAGCAGCAUGAACAUAGUUAGGGGCUUCCAGCCAGGCUGCACCAAGUGUCUGCACUCCAGAAAAAGGUGAAAUAAAAGAAUUUCAGCUUUCUGAUUGACACUGUGGGUUCUUUGUGCCACCAAGGAUGGGGCAACCAGCAACCCCAAAGCCAAGUGAUCCCUGGAAUAUGAAGGAAUGCCAGGUGUUGGGAAGCCUGGAGCUGUCGCUGCAGGUUCACCUUUGAUAGCACAGGGUCUGACCUGCUCGUGGAUGUUCAGAACAGCAAAACAGCCACAAAAACCCCUCCAAACCCCCAAAAUAUUUCAUACAUCCAUAGGUACCAACAUCCCAGCGAGACUGGGAGGUCUGAAUUCAUGUUUGGGAUUGGCCAUAAAACCCAGAUUGAGCGUUAGUAGAGCUGGGAUUAAACCUCCCAUAAAUUUCAGUGAAAACUACAUUGAGCCCUAAAUUUAAAAAAAUUAUCUUGGAUCAGGCUCAUUUUUAUAUUUUGACCUACUAAAACACCCCAAACAGCUCCAAAGCAUUACAAUGGUGGAUUUUUUCCCCCCCUGCCCUGCUCUGCACGGGCUACUUUUAAAACUUAUCAUCAAACAGAUUCAAAAUUCCAAGUCCAACAAACAUUCCGGACCAACAGAAAUUUCUAGACCCCCUGCUACUUUUUUUUUUGUUGUUGUUUUUUAACAAAUAAGACUUUCAUUACAAAAUAUCAAUCAGAAAGGCUUCCAAUUUUAAAAAAUUUGAGAUAUUUCAUGGCAAAAAAACCCCUCUUUGUCCAGCCUUUCUUUUUUGAUUAUUGCUUAGUCAGCGCAGGCACGUGGAAAAAAAGAUCCACCACAUCACUGAAGGCUUGGGAAGAUUCAGGGGGGGAAAAUUUACAGGCUGGCAAUAAAUAAAAAAGAAAACAAAACCAAACAAGGAAAGUUCCUGAAACAUUCCACAUUCCUGUCACACUCCAGUUGGUUUUAUGAGCUCUGUCCAGUUGCUCGAGUUGCCACGGGGGGAAAAGAAAACCUCCCUAGGAAGCUGCUCCAAGUUUUUGCAGGAAGUGUUGAUGCAAACGUGGAAAAAUGGCUUCUCCUGGUUUGAUUUGAGCCAAAAAAAAAAAGUGAAAAUAAUUAAAUAUAGGAAUGAUUUAGAGCGUGAGUUUUGCUCAGGAGUGGAAAUCGUGGUGCUGGAGGUGCUGGAGGGGAGAACUCACUGGGAGCUUCCCAGAGAAAAAGGUGUGUAAAUAAAUCAAUCCAAUCCUCAACCACGAGAGGAGGACUUUGGCACUGGCAAAACACCCAACAAAAGGG
Messenger RNA from Lepidothrix coronata (blue-crowned manakin), 4487 nucleotides. Its product is annotated as transcription factor COE2-like. Gene Ontology annotation, biological process: regulation of transcription by RNA polymerase II. Lineage: Eukaryota; Metazoa; Chordata; Aves; Passeriformes; Pipridae. Gene Ontology annotation, molecular function: DNA-binding transcription factor activity, RNA polymerase II-specific; RNA polymerase II cis-regulatory region sequence-specific DNA binding. The record is from RefSeq and is a predicted model, not a curated record. Bases 1 to 1050 code for a protein of 349 amino acids. The transcript has 8 exons.